UUUUAAUGCUACUACACAAGGUUAAAGAUUAUUUCGGUAUUUUCGAUUAGAGAGGGAAGUAUUAAAUUUAUAUUAUAUAUCCGCGUCUGUUAGAACCACAGAGUUAUUUCAAUAUUCUCUGUUGUGCUUACCACAACUUUAGAGGUUUUUCGAUCGUUUCAACAAUAAUCGAAUUUUAGAACUAUGGCCCAAACAUCUUCAUCAGUGGUAGUUGCACGGAUCAACAUAUGGAUUAUUUUUACUUGGAUUAUUUUUGGAUUAGUGAAUUUUUCGCAUGGAGUCGCACAGUUAUCAAACUUAGAAAGUUGCGCACUUGGUUUUUGUCCCCAAAGAACAUACGCAAAAGCAAUUCACUUCGCAUUGAUAGCAGAUGUAAAAGUUAAUGAAAGUGCUAUAAUUUCGACCAUAACUAAUAAGACAGCUGAUGAUCUUGAAGCUAUUUCUGUUGUUUACAAAUCUCUUUAUGGUGAAUCAUUAAUCAAUGAGCUAAGGGAUUAUUUAACUGGCAAAUUUGAAGAGUUAGUGGCCGCAUUAAUAUCUAAAGACUAUGAGUUUUAUGCAAAAGAAAUACAUCAUUCUCUUCGUGGAAAUAGUGAUGAUGAAAAUGUAUUAAUUGAUAUUUUAUUGACACAAGAAAAUGAAAAACUGAGUGCAUUGAAGCAGGCUUAUGCAAUCCAGUAUUUAACAUCUCUAGAGGAAGAAUUUGAAAAGCAUACGAUAGGAAAUUUCAAAAAAUUAAUAUUAAAACUUUUAGAAUGCAAAAGAGAUAAAUAUGAAGAAAUCAAUUAUUCUCAUGCAGAAAAUGAUGCACGCAAGCUUUAUCAUGCAGUGAAUGCGCAGCAUGAAGAAGCCAACUAUGAUGAAUUUAUCGGCGUAAUGUCAUGUUUAAAUUGGCCUCAACUUCGACAAACUAUUAUGAAAUAUUAUACUCUAUUUGGAGAAAGUAUCGAGACAGUUAUAAAGAAUAACUACAGUGGUGAUUUUGCACGGGGUCUUCUUGCAAUUGCUGAAUAUGCCAAGUCCAAAGAUAGCUUCAUCGCUCAACGUCUGUACCAAAGUCUCCAAGAUGAUAUCGAUCAUCAUAGCUUGAUUCGUCUGAUAAUAAUCAGUAAAAAUAUAGGCCAUAAUUACAUCAAGGAAGCUAUUCUAUUACGGCAACAUGUUUCAUUGAUUCAUUUAAUUCUCGAAAGAACAAAUGGAAGCUAUGAAAAACUUCUUCUUUCUCUUUUUGAAGAGUAGUUAUAAUACAAGAGAAUCUUUUUACAAUACCGUGGAAAGAGGAGCAUCUGCCUCUGGUUUGGAUAAGACAUUACACACUGAUGGAAUCUUUUUACACUGUUAAUUACUUUUUAUACUUUAAAGAUUACAUAUUUACACAAUACAUAUAUAUAUACUGAUUUUUCUUAUAUGUAAAAAGACGAUUUAAAGAAUUUAUGUUUUUUAUUUUUGUGUAACACUAUAAUAUUAUGAUUAAAACAAUUCAUAAACAUA
Cotesia glomerata is the source of this 1491-nucleotide messenger RNA. Its product is annotated as annexin A13-like. The coding region runs from base 184 to 1239 and encodes 351 amino acids. The record is from RefSeq and is a predicted model, not a curated record. Gene Ontology annotation, molecular function: calcium-dependent phospholipid binding; calcium ion binding. The transcript has 7 exons. Lineage: Eukaryota; Metazoa; Arthropoda; Insecta; Hymenoptera; Braconidae. Gene Ontology annotation, cellular component: cytoplasm.